AUGGCAGAUCAUCAGAAAGUUCAUCCUCUGAAUACGAGUAGUAGCCAUGAUCAUCAACGAUCAGAUGUUGAAGCACCACAGGCUCCCACAGUUCCAUUAGUUCCCCGAGGCUCCUCCAAGUCUGAUAAUGGCGAUCCAUCUUCACAUGACCAGCAGUACUACCCACCUUUUCAGCGCACAAUCCCGUUCUCCAUCGAUAGCUUGCAAAUUACCCGAUUCAAUCUCUCUAACAAUUCCAGCUUAUCUGCCGCCUUCGAUGUCACCAUCACUGCUAGGAAUCCCAACAAGAAAGUGGGCAUCUACUACGAGGGAGGGAGCCAUAUAAGUGUGUGGUACACAGGCACAAAUCUAUGUCAAGGUUCGCUGCCAAAAUUCUACCAGGGUCACAGAAACACCACCGUGCUUAAUGUGUUGUUAUCAGGACAAACAAAUGAUGGCAAUACAUUGCUCACUUCAUUGCAACAGCAACAGCAGCAGACUGGAAUCAUUCCUCUGAACCUCAGGGCUACCCAGCCUGUGAGAAUCAAGCUUGGCAAGUUGAAGCUCAUGAAGGUGAAGUUUAGGGUCAGAUGCAAGCUAGAUGUCGACAGCUUAGCUGCCAAUAACGCCAUUAAUAUUAGAAAUAGUAGCU
Dovyalis caffra is the source of this 631-nucleotide messenger RNA. Lineage: Eukaryota; Viridiplantae; Streptophyta; Magnoliopsida; Malpighiales; Salicaceae. The record is from the annotation of a GenBank genome assembly.